AUGGCGACGCUGAUGGAGAUUGUGAAACCCUUAGGCAAAGGUUCAUGUGGUUCCGUCAAUCUCAUCAGAGUCACUAACCCCGACGACGGCUCGAAACCCUACUACCACGCCGUCAAAACCUCAAAAGGACCAGACUACUCGGCUCUCCACGACGAGUUUUUUAUUCUAUAUAAGCUCAGAGGCUGUCAAGGAAUCGUGCAAACCCUAGGGUCAUAUCUGACUAGAGGUGUCAAUGAGAAGGGAGAAAGAGUUUACAACAUGUCCAUGGAGUAUGCAGCUGGUGGAAGCUUAACAUCUUUUAUAGAAACAAAGUCGUUGACGGAUACGAUGAUAAGAGACUUCACUCGUAUGAUUCUUCAAGGACUUGUCUCUAUUCAUGAUCUUGGUUACGUUCACUGCGAUCUCAAACCGGAUAAUCUUCUAUUGUUUCCACUUGAUGAUGUUAAAGAAGUUUCGUACGAGUUGAAGAUAUCUGAUUUUGGAUUGUCGACACGAGAGGGAGUGGCGCCGGAUUUUUGGAAGUUUGAGUCUUGUCCAUACGUGGGAACGCCUCUUUACAUGUCUCCUGAGUCUGUUCAAUACGGCGUCGUGGAGAAGUCGUUGGACUUGUGGUCGUUAGGCUGCGUUGUGUUGGAGAUGUACACGGGAAAGCCUGCGUGGACGUGCCAAAACUCGACGGAGCUUUUGGGUCUUCUGUUGGAUGAGGAGGCGCCUGAGAUUCCAGAGACUCUUCCUUGUGAGGCAAGGCAGUUUGUAGAGACGUGUUUGGCAAGAGAUCCUGUGGAGAGAGGAAGUGCUUUGGAUUUGUUGAAGCAUCCGUUUCUUCUUGAGAGAGUUUCUGAUGAGGAGGAGGAGUAUGUGAUGUUUAAGAAAGUUGUGGAUAGACACUUGAGGCUGAAGACUAUACAUCCAAAAUCGCCAGGAUGCAGACUCGUGUUUGUUCAGUCGUUUUGUCUUGAGGAAACAGCAAGGAGUAUCCAAGACAAAGCGAGACCAAGUUUGGUUCCUGUAUUAGCAUUGUCACUUGGCCGCUAA
Messenger RNA from Eruca vesicaria subsp. sativa (arugula), 1035 nucleotides. NCBI's taxonomy places the organism in Eukaryota, Viridiplantae, Streptophyta, Magnoliopsida, Brassicales, Brassicaceae. The record is from the annotation of a GenBank genome assembly.